Molecule: messenger RNA, 3914 nt
Organism: Mytilus trossulus (common blue mussel)
Lineage: Eukaryota; Metazoa; Mollusca; Bivalvia; Mytilida; Mytilidae
Exons: 2
Coding region: 326-2374 (682 amino acids)
Source: RefSeq, a predicted model, not a curated record
GUCUCGCUCCAGUAAAGGCAUAUUUUUAAAAAGAUUUCAAAACCGGUUCUGAAUAGACAAUUUAACAUGUCGUCCGUGAAUAAACAGACACCAUAUUUUACAUAUGAAUGUUGAAUGAACGUCUAGGUUCAACGAUUCACACAAAUUUUCUUCAUAUUGUUACAGUGACAUUUUUUGGAUUAUUAAAAAUCAAGAAGGAUAUAGUUUACCGAUAAUUAGAUCCAAUGGAAUAACCAAAAAGAGAAUUAGAAAUCUGUGGAAGUUAGAAAUAGUGAAAUAAUUGUCAUGUUGUGAUCAGGAAUGUCGCAUUGAAAAGGGAUUCAAAAUGGUGAUACAAAGGGAAGAACCGACCCAAACAUUGGCAAAACGACGUGUAUUGUACAUUGGUAGCUCAGUACCAUUAGAGACAACAGAAGGACUAGAAGCCGUUCAACAGCCACUUAGGGAUAGAUACCCGGUAGGUGAACAUGCUCAGUUACAAGGUAUAGACUCAACUCUUACCGUUCUAUACACCGGUUUACAAAUUCAGUAUAUUGAUGAUCCGGAUACGAUUGUAUUUUUCCCGAUUUCUUCAUUGACAGUAUGCGCUGCAGUAAGGCCCGUAAAUGCAAUAAAUGCCCCAACAGGGGAGGUGAUGGCCAAAUUUGUGUCUUUAAAUUCAGAAAUAGCAGCUCAGAAUGCCAAAAAUCCGGCUAUUUUCACAGCGAUUACACGUCGUGCAAAAGGAAGGAAAGUUCUCGAGUGUCAUGGGUUCGUAUGUGCCUCUGAUCAGGACGCAUUAGACAUUGUAAAGGCAACAUCAAUGGCAGAUCAAACGAAACGGGAAAAUGGAACAAUUCAAAAUGGUCAAGCUCCGUAUAGAGCAGUAAAUGGAUCAGGUAAUCGACCAGGAUCAUUUAGGGUUGUAAACGGUACUGUUCCAGUCGAAACAACUGCUAUGGUAAAUGGUUCUUUGCGGCGUAUUAUUGUAGACAAACCAGUAUCCGCUAGACAAAAUGUCCGACUUUCGGCCGGCGACAAUAUCCCGUCAGUAGUUGAUGACGUUCCACAGGAAUUUUAUGAUUCACCGCCACCUCAAGGAUAUUUUUAUCGUCCAAAUAAUGUUCAGGCUAAAAGCUUUAAAAUAGAAAAGAAAGAACCGCCUAUUUCUGCUCGAUCUCGAGUUUCCAACUCAUUUGUACAACCAGCAGACGUUCCUCCGCCUCCAUCGCCACCAUCACCGCCGGCGGAACCAGCUCCAGUUCCACCGCCACCUCAACCGCCUAUAAUAGAAGCUCAGCCACCACCACAUGAUAGACCUUCUGAAACACUAUCAACAAGAAGUCAACCUGAAAGACCUUUACAUCAAGAAAAUGGUAUACCACCACCAUUUGGCAGGCCUCGAGGAUAUAUGCCAGGCAACUUUGGAGCACCGUUCUAUCCACCUCCACCCUCCUACAUGAGACCGAUGUAUUAUCCGCCGCCACCGCCGCCGAUGACGAGACCACGAUUUUUCUCUCCUCAACCGUCUAUGCGAGCGCCACCCUACCCUUAUCCAUACCAAUAUCCAAUGUAUCCUCGAUUUGUUAAACGACGACGACCAAAAAGGAAGGAAUCUGAGUCGCCGCAUUCAAAGUCUUCUGACAGUCGACACUCUGGUCAUAAAUCUCCGAGAGAUCACGAAGAGACCGAUAGGAAAAGGAUUCCAAACGGAGAUUUUGACAGUGAAAGUGAUGAUUUAUUUAGACCAAGAACGCCACCCCGUGAUUACGAAUAUGUCAAUCCUGACGUUGAUUCUCCACCAAAGGAACGUAUGAGUCGUCGAGAGGAAUAUGAAAAGCGACGCAAUCGCAAAAACCGCGAUAAAAAUGAGAGAAGUCCACCUAACAUGAUGUAUAACGGCUAUCGUCCCUACUACAUGUAUCAGCCACAAUCGUUUAAUCCUUACAUGCCACCGGAAAUGGCACGUUAUCCGCCUCGUUCUAGUUCUGUUCCUCCCCAUCUUCGAUAUUCAUCGAAAGACCGAAAGACAAAUAAAAAACAAAAGAAAAACAAGAAAAAAGAAAAAGGCCAUUUCCGUGGAGGAGGUCCGCAUUAUCCGUAUGGAAAAGAGGAUAUAUCUAUGGAAAGUGGUAGUGUUAUGGGAGGAUAUACAUCAGAAAUUCCACAAAGAGCAUAUCCAACCGAUGGAUACUAUAUGUACCCACAUAGACCACCACGUGACUUUCGAAGGGAGAAAAACCAAUUUUUGAAUGAAAAGUCGUUUUCGCGGCGAAUGCAAGAAGAACAUCGCACGUCUAAAGGUAAAAAGCAAGAGUAUUAUCCUACAGCUUACGAACUGAAUGAUGCUCAAGCAGAAGAGCGGAUAAAUGAACCUGAUUUCUCAAUGUACUAAACAGCACUCGUAAGCUUUGUAUACUAGUAUAUUUGUUUCUACAAUAAUCAAAAAGAAAUAUGUUUUCUAAAAGAAUAUUUCACAUAAGAAGGUUGGUGACACAGGAAAGAAGUUUUAGUUAUAGAAAAGAAACUUGAUGAUCAAACGAUUCAUUAUAUUAUCCUUUUGACUGGUCAGUGUUUACAGUACAUUAUACUUUAUAGGAUAAGAACGAUGUACAAUAAUUCAAGUAUCUUUGGAGGAAAACAAACAUAUGUCAUAAAUAUAUAUAUAUAUAACAAACAUUAACAUAUUCGUCUAUAUUAGUGCUAAUGGUUUCAUUUUAUAUGUAAUUGUUAUAUCCGGGAUUAACUUUCAUCAGAUACCACUGUUUACAAUAUGACAUUUUAGUAUAUGUAAAUAUAUGUUAAAUAUUACUUCUGCAAUUCUAUAAGAUAGAGUUUUGUUGAAAUUUAAGAUAUUAUUCUUACUUGGUUAUAGUUGCAUUAAUGAAUAACAUGGUAUUGAAUGGUGAACUCGACAAUAUUUUGUUGUCUCGCCUCGACAGAGUCGAAAGCUAGACUUGGGUAACCUGUUUCCGGUGGCAUCGGCGUCGGCAUCAAUUUGUUAAAGUUUGUGAUUAAUUCAGUUUAAGGGGGACCACUAAUGGUAAAUCAAUGAUAUUCGGUAUGUAGUUGGAUAGCAUUGGCAUCUCUCGUUCCCAUUGAAGAUCAUUUGUCCCUUCCUUUAAUCACGAUCUGUUGACCUUAAAACUGUUGCACUCUUUUCAUGUUUAUGUUAUGAUAAGGUCAGUUUAACAGUUUGGGGACAACCCAAAAAUGGGGAACCAUUCCCCAAAUGAGUAACAAUCAUUCAUUUUAGUAACCAGUUGAUAGUGCUUAACAUAAAUAUGUCCUACAAUUGGUCUUUUUACAGAAAAUGAUACAAAUUUAUGGAUAAUGGAACAACUUUUUCCAAAGAACUAUAUUUUUGUUAUGGGAUUUUAAAAAGUAAGUAGCCUUGAAAAUUGUCAAUUUUUCGAAGUUUUCAUAGACUUGUUACUUCUCUGUAAAUCAAGAUAGGAGUAUUCAUUCUAUGAAAAAUUUGCGGCAUCUUUCACGAUUAUGUGCAAUUUUAAAUAAAAAGACUCCGUUUAGAAUACUUUUUUUAAGCACUACCAAAUGUUUACUCAAAUGAGACUCAGAGGUUGUUACUCGUUUAGGGAAUAGUUCCCAAUUUGGCGGGUUGUCUCCGACCAUCAAGGGGAACCAGUAGCGGUAAACUAGACUGUUAUUCGGUAUGUAGAUGUAUAAACAUUGGCACAUGACAUCUUGUUUCUAUGGAGAUGAUUUUAUUCAUGGUCUAUUGAUUUUGAAAUAUGAGCUUAAUUUACAUGUUUAGUUGGAGGGGAACCACUGUAUUAUGAUAAGUCAAUCGACUCGUAUUUGAUAUGCAGUUGAAUCAGUAACAUUGUAUCAAAUAUUUGGCCCUUUGACUUUUAAUAUACUGCUUAUUUUUCAUAUUAAGGAGUAUUGAUAUUAUUAAAUAUUUGAAUUCCUGA